This is a messenger RNA of Dama dama (fallow deer), 2249 nucleotides long. It is a transcript of the gene HS3ST3A1, whose product is annotated as heparan sulfate-glucosamine 3-sulfotransferase 3A1. The record is from RefSeq and is a predicted model, not a curated record. NCBI's taxonomy places the organism in Eukaryota, Metazoa, Chordata, Mammalia, Artiodactyla, Cervidae. Gene Ontology annotation, molecular function: [heparan sulfate]-glucosamine 3-sulfotransferase activity. The coding region runs from base 732 to 1952 and encodes 406 amino acids. The transcript has 2 exons.
CUCAGUGGCCGCGGCUGCAGACGGGUCCCGCGCAGCCCGGUUCAGCCGCGCCGCUCCCAGGUGGGACCGAGAGCCGCCGGAGCGGCCGGGUGCGCACGGAGAGGGGCGGACGACUGGGCGCGGCCCCUCUGGCUCCCGCUCCGGCAGAGGGACUCGGGGGACCUCGCCCCAGGGCCGGGAGCGCGCACCCAGGCGGGCCGGGGACCGAGCUAGCGGCGGCUUGGAGGCGCUGUCCCCGCCGCGGUCUGGAGCGCGCGGAGCCCAGCGGCCCAGGAGCCGCGCGUCCGCUCUCCGGGACUGAGCGAGGGAUGCGCGAUCGCUGAGCUGGGACGCGCGCUGAGAGGCUGCUCCGGCCCGGGGCUGAGACGCACUCCUUCGCCACCAGCCACCGAGAUCCCCGUUCCGGCAACUCUCGGGGACCUGGGGCGCCGAACGCGGCCCCGGGCUGAGGACUCGGGCGAGUCUAAGACGAUGGUUUCUUAAGCACGGCAUCACGUCCCCCUUCCCGCCCCCUCGACCGACCGGAGGCUGGGAUCCCGCGCGCGGCUCCGGGGUCUCCUUCUCCCGGAGGAGCUCCGGCUGCUGCCGCCCGGGCAGCUUGCACGGCCGCAGGGGCGCAGGGCGAUGUGGCCUCGGUCCAGCGCGCAGGAGCCCCUGGAGUAUGUCCCGGCACCUGGCGGAGUCCCGGCCUAGCAUGGCCCGCGCGCUGCCCGACGUCGCCUCCGGCUAGGAUGGCCCCUCCGGGCCCGGCCGGCGCCCACCCCACCUCUGCCGAGCCGCUGUCCCGCAGCGUCUUCCGCAAGUUCUUGCUGAUGCUCUGCUCUCUGCUCACGUCCCUCUACGUCUUCUACUGCCUGGCUGAGCGCUGCCAGACCUUAUCGGGCCCUGUCGUGGGGCGGUCGGGCGGCGGCGAGGAGGCGGGGACCCCGGGCCGCGGCGUCUCGGCCGGAGGCCCGGGGGAGCUGGCCGCGUGGCCCGUGGCCGCGCGAAGGAAGCGCCUCCUGCAAGUGCGGCCGCGACCGAGGCGCCGGCCGCCCGCCCCGAGAGACGACGGCGAGGAGGCGGCCGGGGAAGAGGAGUCCCCCGGGCUGGCGGGGAGUCUCGGCGGCUCCGGGGCCGGGAGCAGCGUGGCCGAGACCCCGCCGGGGACCUUGGCCCUGCUACUGGACGAGGGGAGCAAGCAGCUGCCGCAGGCCAUCAUCAUCGGCGUGAAGAAGGGCGGAACGCGGGCGCUGCUGGAGUUCCUGCGCGUGCACCCCGACGUGCGCGCCGUCGGCGCAGAGCCCCACUUUUUCGACCGCAGCUACGACAAGGGCCUCGCCUGGUACCGGGACCUGAUGCCGAGGACCCUGGAUGGCCAGAUCACCAUGGAGAAGACGCCCAGCUACUUCGUGACGCGCGAGGCGCCCGCGCGCAUCUCGGCCAUGUCCAAGGACACCAAGCUCCUGGUGGUGGUGCGGGACCCGGUGACCCGGGCCGUGUCGGACUACACGCAGACGCUCUCCAAGCGGCCCGACAUCCCCAGCUUCGAGAGCCUGGCCUUCCGGAACCGCUCGGCGGGCCUGGUGGACCGCUCGUGGAGCGCCAUCCAGAUCGGCCUGUACGCGGAGCACCUGGAGCGCUGGCUGCGCCACUUCCCCGCCCGCCAGAUGCUCUUCGUGAGCGGCGAGCGCCUGGUGCGCGACCCGGCCGGCGAGCUGGGCCGCGUGCAGGACUUCCUGGGCCUCAAGCGCAUCAUCUCGGACAAGCACUUCUACUUCAACCAGACCAAGGGCUUCCCCUGCCUCAAGAAGGCGGAGGGCAGCGGCCGCCCCCACUGCCUGGGCAAGACCAAGGGCAGACCCCACCCCGAGAUCGACGCGCAGGUGCUGCGGCAGCUGCGGGAUUUCUACCGGCCCUUCAACCGCAAGUUCUACCAGAUGACGGGCCACGACUUCGGCUGGGACGGAUGAACUUCUAAUUUAAAAAGAAAAAAGAAAAUAUCAGAAGAUAAUAUAUUUUUUUACCAAUCGGUAGAGAAGAAGCAGUUUAAUAUUUGCGCUGCCGAUAUUUGUUUCAGUAUUUUUUUUUCCCCAUGAAUGUUAAAGAGAUUGUUCUCCUCUCCACCCUCACUGGCAUGAACUACCAACCGCAGUGGUUUCCAUAAAAAAAGGAAACCUGCAGGAAUCUCCAUUUUCCAUCUUUAUUUUAUGUUUUACGUGCACAGUUAUGAAGUAUGAGUGUCAGUUGCCAUUAAAACUUAAAAGAAA